CCCUUCAGUUCGUCUCCUUUCCUCUCUUCUCCUAAUUUGGCUCGCAAAGCUGAAAAAACGAAGGUUAAAAAAAACGAAAACACAAACAAAAAAGCGCCCUCCCUGCCUCUGUGUUUCUACGCCUUUUCUUCUCUUUCUCUGUGUACGUUUGUCUCCCUUUCUUCUUCUCCCCGUUCUCUCUCACGUGGUCUCGAUAUUCUCAGGUUAACAAAGCUCGGCCUAAUCUAGUCCUUGCUAUUCCCGAUAAACACCGACCGCCAUAACCAAAUCAUUCUCGUGUUUUCCUGUUCUUUCUAGGGUUCCCUGUUUUGCUCUUUUUUGAUUGUUCUUCUAGGGUUUCGUGAAGAGAGGACGUUAUUUGGCGAAUUUGAACCUGUCAGAAGAGAGUUGGUUGCAGAUGUUUGAAAGGUGGAGGUGAAUAAUUCUGCUUUGUUUUUUUGGGUUUAGUGAUCGCGACUGGAAUGCGAGAUCUCUUUUGGACGCCGAUGGUUUGUGGUAGUUUAAGACGGUCAGAUUGGUUUCCAAAUGCGAGGAUCGAGCGUAGACGUGAUGCCUAAUUGAGAUUCGUUGUGGAGAAGAGCUGGAACCGUGGUCUCGAAGAUGCCUUUCGCGAAGCUCGAUGACUCUCCCAUGUUCCGGAAGCAGAUACAAUCCAUGGAGGAAAAUGCUGAAUCAUUAAGGGAGAGAAGUUUAAAGUUUUACAAAGGAUGUCGAAAAUAUACUGAGGGACUUGGUGAGGGAUAUGACGGGGACAUUGCUUUUGCCAGUGCCCUAGAAACUUUCGGAGGAGGACACAAUGAUCCUAUUAGUGUGGCUUUUGGAGGCACUGUGAUGACCAAAUUCACCAUUGCCUUAAGAGAAAUUGGGACAUACAAAGAAGUACUUCGAUCCCAGGUUGAACACAUAUUGAAUGAUAGGUUACUGCAAUUUGUCAACAUUGAUUUGCUUGAGGUCAAGGAAGCAAGGAAGAGAUUUGACAAAGCAAGCCUUCUUUAUGACCAGGCUCGUGAGAAGUUUCUAUCACUAAAGAAAGGAACAAAAACUGAUGUAGCAAAUAUUUUGGAGGAGGAGCUUCAUAACUCAAGGUCUUCCUUCGAGCAUGCUCGCUUUAAUUUGGUCACUGCUCUUUCAAAUGUUGAAGCAAAAAAGAGAUUUGAAUUUCUGGAAGCAGUCAGUGGGACAAUGGAUGCUCAUCUUCGCUAUUUUAAACAGGGGUAUGAGUUGUUGCAUCAAAUGGAGCCAUACAUUAAUCAGGUGUUGACUUAUGCACAGCAAUCAAGAGAAAGGUCCAACUAUGAGCAGGCAGCUCUAAACGAAAGGAUGCAAGAAUACAAAAGACAGAUUGAUCGUGAGAGUAAGUGGUCUUCUAAUGGUUCUAAUGCAUCCCCCACUGGUGAUGGCAUACAAGCCAUCGGCAGAAGUUCACAUAAAAUGAUAGAGGCAGUUAUGCAAUCUGCUGCUAAAGGAAAGGUUCAAACCAUUCGACAAGGCUAUCUUUCAAAACGUUCUUCAAACUUGAGAGGUGAUUGGAAAAGACGAUUUUUUGUUCUUGACAGCCGAGGAAUGCUUUAUUAUUAUCGCAAACAGUGCAGCAAAGCAUCUGGGUCUGCCUCGCACCUUUCUGGUCAGCGGAACAGUUCUGAGCUUGGAUCUGGACUGCUGAGUCGUUGGCUCUCCUCUCACUAUCAUGGUGGAGUUCAUGAUGAGAAAUCUGUUGCUCAUCACACUGUCAACCUUCUUACAUCAACAAUCAAAGUUGAUGCUGACCAGUCAGAUCUACGGUUUUGCUUCAGGAUAAUUUCACCAACGAAGAAUUAUACAUUGCAGGCAGAGAGUGCUCUAGAUCAGAUGGACUGGAUUGAAAAGAUAACUGGAGUUAUUGCUUCAUUACUUAGUUCUCAGACUCCUGAAAGGUGUCUGACAGCUAGUCCCAUGGGAAGCGGUCAUCAUAGGUCAGCCAGUGAGAGUAGCUCCUUUGAAAGUGCUGACUUUGACAACAAUGCCAUUGAGGAAUAUACAUCUGAAAGGAUCCAUUCUACUGCACAUCAUGAACGACCAUUGAGAAAUGUGCAACACCAUCGGUUCUCUGUGAAAAUUCAGAAACCGAUUGACAUGCUGAGAAGAACAUGUGGGAAUGAUAAAUGCGCUGACUGUGGUGCCCCUGAACCUGACUGGGCUUCUCUAAAUCUUGGUGUUCUUGUUUGCAUUGAAUGUUCAGGGGUCCACCGCAAUCUUGGUGUUCACAUAUCAAAGGUAAGGUCUCUUACACUUGAUGUCAAAGCGUGGGAACCUUCUGUCAUAAGUUUGUUUCAGUCUCUGGGGAAUACCUUUGCCAACUCAGUGUGGGAGGAAUUGUUGCAGCCAAGAAGUGCCUUUCAGGUCGAUCUUACCCCGCCAGGCUUAUGCAAGUUGGAAAAACCAAAUCUGUUUCUCACGGGCAAACCUAGUCAUGCCGAUUCCAUUGCGAUAAAAGAGAAGUUCAUUCAUGCAAAGUAUGCAGAAAAGCGUUUUGUUCGCAAGCCAAAAGACAAUCAAUUUCAUCUUUCGGUGGCACAACAGAUCUUGGAGGGUGUUCGUGUCAAUGACAAGAAAGCUGUAUAUCGUCUCAUUGUCAAUCAUGAAGCAGAUAUGAACAUGGUGUAUGGGCAAGCAUCUUGCAGCUCUUCUCUAACACUUGCUAAAGUUAUGCUACUGCAAGAGCAGACAAGCAUCGACCACUGUUCUAGCUGCUCAACGGGAAAUUCACUGGACAGGUCCUCUACUAGCUCUUUGAACUUGGAAGGGACAAGUGUCCCUCAAACUUUGGAGGAUAUAGAUGGCUGUACCUUGCUUCACAUCGCUUGUGAAACUGCAGACAUUGGCAUGAUAGAACUUCUCUUACAGUAUGGUGCUAACAUAAAUUCAACUGAUUCAAGAGGUCAGACACCGCUCCACCGCUGUAUUCUUAGAGGCAAAGCUGCGUUUGCAAAAUUGCUCCUUACAAGGGGAGCUGAUGCAAAGGCUGUGAAUUGGGAAGGUAAAACUCCACUUGAGCUAGCAGUAGAGUCAAAAUUUGUUGAUAAUGAGGUCCUUGCUUUAUUAUCCGACUCAAAUGGAUAGUUUUUGAAAAGAGAUGUAUUUAAAUGCUAAUAACUAGGAAUUGGAGAAUGAAAUGGCAAAGUUUUCUGUAAAUUGUAUUUUUAUUAGCACAAAAGUUGGUCCUCCAUUGAAUAGUUCACCAGUGUUGCAAGAAAUAGAGAAAGGUGUUAGGUUUGUAGGUUGCUGUGCCUGCUGCAUUGGUCUUCAACAUAUGCAUCUAUAAAUGCCCCAAGUAUUGAAUGCGAGCUGUUUGAAGAUUUCUGGAAGGGUUCUAUGAGAUGAAACAUGGUUUGUUGAAUCAGUUUAGUUCGUUUUUGUGAUAGAGAUGCGAGUAUAGAUCAGGGCAUUGUGUGUUUGUACAUUGAUUCAUUUUAAUGAAUAUUUAUUAUCUGU
This is a messenger RNA of Tripterygium wilfordii, 3471 nucleotides long. RefSeq names its product ADP-ribosylation factor GTPase-activating protein AGD3-like. The coding region runs from base 601 to 3099 and encodes 832 amino acids. The transcript has 19 exons. Gene Ontology annotation, cellular component: cytoplasm. Lineage: Eukaryota; Viridiplantae; Streptophyta; Magnoliopsida; Celastrales; Celastraceae. Gene Ontology annotation, molecular function: protein binding; GTPase activator activity. The record is from RefSeq and is a predicted model, not a curated record.